GCCCAAUGGCCCACUGCAUGCUCUUCCCGUUCAUCUCACCUGCGCAACACGUUCAAAUCAGGCGAUCUGGCAUGAUGUGAACAUUAACCGCAACAACCACCGAUCCUGCCAUUCAGGUCCCGUGUCACACACAGCCGCGCAUUUACCGGUUACAGUUUUGUGACGUUGGCACUAUAUCUAAAGUCCACAAAAGAGACUGAUGAGAGUCUGACAGCUUCAUUUGGAUUGUGUUUGAUUUACGGGGCUUCAGCUUUCCUGAGGAAAUCACAGUCACAUAUUUCUAAAAUCUGGAGCAGAAAUGGCGUCCUCCAUUCAUCACGGCCGACGCAACAGCAUGAACAUACCUCCUGAAAUAGCUGAUCUUCUGAUUCUCAAAAAUGAAUUUAUUAAACUUUAUGAGAAAGAUCAUCCUGAACUCCAGCAGUGCAUCCAGAAUCUACAUCGUAUCAUGAGAACAUUUGAAGAAGACUUCACAGGUUCUACUGAAGGCUCAAGAAAUGCAGGAGGUUGGGGAAUAGCAGGAGGAACUACUGUGAUUGCAGGAAUAUUAGAAGUGGCUUUAGCUCGAUUCACUCGUGUGGCAUCUUUAGUGGCUGCUGCUGUUUUGGGUGCUGGUGCUGUUGUGGGAGGUGCUGGUGCUUUUGUUGCAAGUGCUGGUGCUGUUGCGGGAGGUGCAGUUGUGGGAGGUGCUGGUGCUGGUGCUGUUGCAGGUGCUGGUGCUGUUGUGGGAGGAGCAGCGACGGUCACAGCUGCUGUAAUUAAAGGUGAAAAGAGUAGCUCUACGAAAAAUAAACAACUGACAGAGUUUAAACAAAACAUUGAAACCGAAGUGAGGAAAUUUGAAGAGAAAAUCAAGCCUAUGGCUGAGAAGAUGACAGACCUUAAUGAGCAAACUGAGAAAAUAAUUAGAUACUUUGAAAAACUACAGCAAGACUUCAAUGAUUUUCUAAUAUUUGUUGACCCCACCAGUAACAAACACAACAUACGGAUAGAAGACUUAAAAGAAUUAACAAAAGAAAUGUCUGGAAGUAUAUUUUUGAUUGCGGACAUAGCAGAAACUGUUGGCCGUGUUAGGCUUUUGCUUGAUAUGAUUACAGUUUUUGAAAAUACCAGGGCUCUCAAUGACAUGAAAGAACUAGCUGAAAGACCCAGAGAUGAAGAAGUAGAUGAAGGGGAGAUGACGUCACAGGCUGGGGAAUUUAUUGCAGGAAUGAGGAAUGCAAUUCAUCAGUUACAGAAUACCACUGAUAACCUUAAGAAAACAAAAGACAAAAUGGAAGUUUUGAGGGCACAGCCUGACAAACAAAAUAAUAUGAACAGCUGAGGGACAGACUAGACCCCAACUACUGAUCAACAUAGUUUUGAAUGAUUUGAUUGUGUCAUUGUCCUACAGUGUCUAGUCCUUGUAUUGUCAUCAGUUAUUAAGUAUAGACCGAUCAUUUUAUCAAGUGACUGUAAAUAGGACAUUGUCAAUAUGUAUAUAGGAUAAGAACGUGGGUCAUGGAGAGCCACAGGUUCAACUUUCAUCAAAUAUACCUGAACAAACUCAUGAAGGUCUGAAGACUUACUAGAAACUACAAGAUUUUAUCAGUCUACUGUAUACUGUUUAUUUCAUUUAGUCAUUUAUAGUCAUUAUCGUUUAUAGUACUUUGGCUGUCCAAGAUGUUGGUCGCCCAUGAUUUAUAGGGGUUAAAGGACUUUUUUAUAUAUUUCAAAUGUAAGAUAAUGUGUUGUUCAGCAUUAUUGCUCAAACGUUCUGUAUUUCAUGUAAAAAUGUAUGUAAUUAGAAUGUGAAGAGGGGUUUUCAUUCAGAGGUUUCUGCAUAAGAGAUUCACAUGAAACAGCUGAUUCUUUAUUCUUUGAAUUCGGUUGAGAUUACCCAUCAACUCAGACCCAAGAGUGGACAGUUUACUUGACCAAAGGAGAUCAUCGCAAGUUUUUCAAUUGUUUGUCCCUCGACAUGUGUGCAGUGAA
Messenger RNA from Triplophysa dalaica, 1974 nucleotides. RefSeq lists its product as uncharacterized. Bases 299 to 1324 code for a protein of 341 amino acids. The transcript is spliced from 5 exons. Lineage: Eukaryota; Metazoa; Chordata; Actinopteri; Cypriniformes; Nemacheilidae. The record is from RefSeq and is a predicted model, not a curated record.